Molecule: messenger RNA, 7536 nt
Organism: Prosopis cineraria
Lineage: Eukaryota; Viridiplantae; Streptophyta; Magnoliopsida; Fabales; Fabaceae
Product: acetyl-CoA carboxylase 1-like
Exons: 33
Coding region: 434-7222 (2262 amino acids)
Biological process (GO): fatty acid biosynthetic process
Molecular function (GO): metal ion binding; ATP binding; acetyl-CoA carboxylase activity
Source: RefSeq, a predicted model, not a curated record
CCUUCUGCAAACCAAACCUACCACUCCACAACUUUCUUAAUCCACUCCUGCUCUGCCCUCUGCACUAUCACCAUUCACUCAUGCACCUCCACAUUCUCUGAAUUAAGUCCUCCUGAUGCUUGAAAAACCUUCCCCAAAUUCUAUCAACUCUCCGCGCACUUUCCACCUUCUGUAGCUCUUUCCCAAGUGGGCAAUGUCUUUCUUCGCCGCAUUCCAUGUUCACGCUUAACUGCAUCUGAGACACCGAACUGGGCUGUGUUCGGUUCCUCAUAUUUUGGAAGUUCCAUCCAGCAACAACGCGUUCCUAAUUAAAUUUGUAGUUGGACCCCGGGUUCUCUUGAAUGAAUUGACCCUUCUUUAUGUCUCGACAAUUCGGAGUUUGAAUUUAUGAAGAUUGAUAUCUGUGAAUUCUGAAGCACGGAGAAGCGGAACAAUGGCCGGCCUUGAGCGUGGAAAUGUGUGCAUGAAUGGUGUUGUGCCAAAUAGGCAUCCUGCAGCAAUAUCUGAAGUGGACGAGUUCUGCCGCAGCCUUGGGGGGGAUAAGCCAAUUCAUAGCAUACUGAUCGCGAACAAUGGAAUGGCAGCCGUCAAAUUUAUACGCAGUGUUAGGAGCUGGGCCUAUGAGACAUUUGGAUCAGAGAAGGCUAUCUUGUUGAUAGCAAUGGCUACUCCGGAGGACAUGAGAAUCAACGCAGAACAUAUCAGAAUGGCCGAUCAAUUUGUGGAAGUACCUGGUGGCACCAAUAACAAUAACUAUGCCAAUGUGCAGCUUAUUGUAGAGAUGGCGGAGAUAACUCACGUUGAUGCAGUUUGGCCUGGUUGGGGUCACGCAUCAGAAAAUCCUGAACUUCCUGAAGCAUUGAAUGCAAAGGGAAUUGUAUUUCUCGGACCUCCUUCCAUAUCCAUGGCUGCAUUGGGAGAUAAAAUUGGUUCCUCAUUGAUUGCUCAAGCAGCAAAAGUGCCAACCCUUCCAUGGAGUGGUUCUCAUGUGAAAGUUCCAUCCGGGAGUAACUUGGUUACUAUUCCUGAUGAUAUUUACCGAGAAGCAUGUGUCUAUUCAACCGAGGAAGCAAUUGCAAGUUGUCAAGUUGUUGGUUACCCUGCUAUGAUCAAGGCAUCUUGGGGGGGUGGUGGUAAAGGCAUAAGGAAGGUUCAUAAUGAUGAUGAGGUCAGGGCACUGUUCAAGCAAGUUCAAGGUGAAGUUCCAGGCUCACCCAUAUUUAUAAUGAAGGUGGCAUCCCAGAGCCGGCAUUUGGAAGUCCAAUUGCUUUGUGAUCAGUAUGGAAAUGUCGCGGCUUUGCAUAGCCGUGAUUGUAGUGUGCAAAGGAGGCACCAAAAGAUUAUUGAGGAGGGACCAAUUACUGUAGCUCCUUUGGAGACAGUGAAAAAACUGGAACAGGCAGCUAGAAGAUUGGCUAAAAGUGUAAAUUAUGUCGGGGCUGCUACUGUUGAGUAUCUAUAUAGUAUGGAUACUGGCGAGUUCUACUUUCUAGAGCUGAAUCCCAGGCUACAGGUUGAACACCCAGUUACUGAGUGGAUAGCAGAGGUGAAUCUGCCUGCAGCACAAGUAUCUGUUGGGAUGGGUAUUCCCCUCUGGCAAAUUCCUGAGAUAAGGCGAUUCUAUGGGAUGGAACAUGGUGGAGGAUAUAAUGCUUGGAGGAAAACAUCGGUUUUAGCCACACCUUUUGAUUUUGACAAAGCGGAAUCUACAAGGCCAAAAGGUCACUGUGUGGCUGUGCGAGUGACUAGUGAGGAUCCUGAUGAUGGGUUUAAGCCCACUAGUGGAAAAGUGCAGGAGCUGAGCUUCAAAAGCAAGCCAAAUGUGUGGGCUUACUUCUCUGUUAAGUCUGGCGGAGGAAUUCAUGAAUUCUCAGAUUCUCAAUUUGGACAUGUUUUUGCAUUUGGAGAAUCUAGGGCUUUAGCUAUUGCAAAUAUGGUUCUAGGACUGAAGGAGAUUCAAAUUCGGGGAGAAAUUCGCACCAAUGUUGACUAUACCAUCGAUCUUCUAAAUGCUUCAGACUACAGAGAAAACAAAAUUCACACAGGAUGGCUGGAUGGUAGAAUUGCAAUGCGAGUUAGAGCAGAAAGGCCUCGUUGGUAUCUUUCUGUUGUUGGAGGGGCACUUUUUAAAGCUUCUACUAUCAGUGCAGCCUUGGUUUCAGAUUAUGUUGGUUAUCUUGAAAAAGGACAAAUCCCUCCUAAGCACAUAUCUCUUGUCCACUCACAAGUGUCCUUGAACAUUGAAGGAAGCAAAUAUAUGAUUAACAUGUCAAGAGGUGGGCCAGGAAGUUACAGAUUGAGAAUGAAUGAAUCAGAGAUAGAAGCAGAGAUACAUACUUUACGUGAUGGAGGUUUGUUGAUGCAGUUGGAUGGGAACAGUCAUGUGAUAUAUGCUGAGGAAGAAGCAGCUGGAACUCGCCUUCUAAUAGAUGGGAGGACUUGUUUGCUUCAGAAUGAUCAUGAUCCAUCAAAGUUGGUUGCCGAGACUCCAUGCAAACUUCUAAGAUUUUUGGUGACCGACGCUAGUCAUAUUGAUGCUAGCACACCAUAUGCUGAAGUUGAGGUCAUGAAGAUGUGUAUGCCUCUUCUUUCACCAGCUUCUGGGGUUAUUCAUUUCAAAAUAUCUGAAGGCCAACCGAUGCAGGCUGGGGAGCUCAUAGCAAGGCUUGAUCUAGAUGAUCCAUCAGCAGUACGAAAAGCAGAACCCUUCCAUGGGGGUUUCCCAGUUCUGGGUUCUCCUACUGCAAUUUCUGAUAGAGUUCAUCAGAGGUGUGCUGCAAGUUUAAAUGCAGCACGGAUGAUUCUAGCUGGCUAUGAGCACAAAAUUGAUGAUGUUGUGCAAAAUUUGCUCAAUUGCCUUGACAGUCCUGAAUUACCUUUUCUUCAAUGGCAAGAAUGCUUUUCUGUUUUGGCAAACCGUCUUCCAAAAGAUCUAAAAAACGAGUUGGAAUCAAAAUAUAAGGAGUUCGAGAGGAUAUCAAGCUCCCAAAAUGUUGAUUUUCCCGCCAAAUUAUUGAAGGGCAUUCUUGAAGCUCACCUUUCCUCCCAUCGUGACAAAGAAAAGGAAUCACAAGAAAGGAUUGUUGAACCUUUAAUGAGUCUAGUGAAGUCUUAUGAGGGUGGGAGAGAGAGCCAUGCUCGAAUAAUUGUUCAAUCCCUUUUUGAAGAGUAUCUUUCUGUUGAAGAACUAUUUAACGAUAACAUACAGGCUGACGUAAUUGAACGACUCCGCCUUCAAUAUCAGAAAGAUCUAUUGAAGGUUGUGGAUGUAGUACUCUCCCAUCAGGGCAUGAAGAAUAAAAAUAAGUUGAUACUGCAGCUAAUGGAACAACUAGUGUACCCUAACCCUGCUGGCUACAGGGAUCAGUUGAUCCGUUUCUCAUCACUCAACCAUACAAAUUAUUCUGAGUUAGCUCUUAAGGCAAGUCAACUUCUAGAACAAACAAAAUUAAGUGAACUUCGUUCCAGCAUAGCUAGGAGUCUUUCAGAACUGGAGAUGUUCACUGAAGAUGGUGAAAAUAUUGAUACUCCCAAGAGGAAGAGUGCCAUUAAUGAUCGAAUGGAGGACAUUGUGAGUGCUCCUUUGGCAGUAGAAGAUGCCCUUGUGGGUUUGUUUGAUCACAGUGAUCACACCCUUCAAAGGCGGGUUGUGGAAACUUAUGUCCGUAGGUUGUACCAGCCAUAUCUUGUAAAAGAGAGUGUUAGGAUGCAAUGGCACAAGUCUGGCCUUAUUGCCUCCUGGGAGUUUUUGGAAGAGUAUGUUGAAAGGAAGAGCGCAUCUGAAGACCAAAGGUCCAAUAAAAUAUUAGUAGAAAAUCGAGGCAAGGGAAAAUGGGGAGCAAUGGUUAUAGUCAAAUCUCUUCAAUUUUUGCCUACAAUUGUUGGUGCUGCAUUGAAGGAAGCUACCCAUAACUUUCACAAAACACUUCCUAAAGGCUCUACUGAAGCUAUUAAUGACUAUGGUAAUAUGAUGCAUAUAGCAUUGGUGGGCAUCAACAAUCAGAUGAGAUUACUACAAGAUAGUGGUGAUGAGGACCAAGCUCAAGAAAGGACUAAUAAGUUAGCCAAAUUGCUCAAAGAACAGGAAGUAGGAUCAGCUAUACACGCUGUAGGUGUGGGAGUAAUCAGUUGCAUUAUACAGAGGGAUGAAGGGCGAGCCCCAAUGAGACACUCGUUUCACUGGUCUGAAGAAAAGAUCUGUUAUGAGGAGGAGCCUCUGUUGCGUUAUUUGGAACCUCCCUUAUCCGUUUAUCUUGAAUUGGACAAACUUAAAGGCUAUGAGAAUAUAAAGUAUACCCCAUCCCGAGAUCGUCAAUGGCAUUUGUACACAGUUGUAGAUCCUAGGCCACAUUCAUUUCAAAGAACGUUUCUUCGAACACUAGUAAGACAACCAACUACAAAUGAAGAUUUGUCAGGUCAAGGGCUAGUUAUGGAAACAUUGAAUGCUCAAAAGGAUAUGCCUCUUACUUCAAGGAGCAUUUUGAGAUCCUUGAUGGCUGCAAUGGAGGAAUUGGAACUUAAUGCACACAACACCACUGUCAAAUCUGAAAAUGCUCAUAUGUAUCUCCAUAUCAUACGAGAGCAACAAAUAGAUGAUAUUCUGCUUUAUUCCAGGAGGAUUAACGUGGAUGCUAGUCAAGAAGAAGCAGCUGUUGAGUCAAUCUUGAAAGAAUUGGCAUAUGAGAUCCAUUCAUCCGUUGGCGUUAGAAUGCAUAGAUUAGGGGUUGCAGAGUGGGAAGUUAAGCUCUGUAUAGCAUCCUCUGGACAAGCAAACGGUGCUUGGAGGGUCGUUGUAACAAAUGUUACUGGUCAUACUUGCACCGUACAUAUAUACAGAGAAGCGGAGGAGAAAAGCACUCAUAAAGUUGCAUACAGGUCAAUCAACGGAAAAGGUCCUUUGCAUGAUGUACCAGUGAAUGAAAACUAUCAACCUUUGGGGAUCAUUGACCGAAAACGUCUUUUAGCAAGGAAGAACAACACCACAUACUGCUAUGAUUUUCCACUAGCAUUUGAAACGGCCUUGGAACAGCUAUGGGCAAUCCAACACCACGGAUUUCAAAAAGCCAAAGAUAAGGAUCUUCUAAAAGCAACAGAGCUUAAAUUUGUUGAUAAAGAAGGUAGUUGGGGUGCGCCGCUGGUUCCUGUGGAGCAUCCACCUGGACUUAAUGACGUUGGUAUGGUAGCCUGGUUUAUGGAAAUGCGCACCCCUGAGUUUCCAUCUGGAAGGACAAUAUUGGUUGUAGCAAAUGAUGUAACCUUCAAGGCCGGUUCUUUUGGCCCAAGAGAGGAUGCAUUCUUCCAUGCUGUAACUGAUCUUGCAUGUGCAAAAAAACUACCUUUAAUUUACCUAGCAGCAAAUUCUGGUGCUCGUUUAGGUGUGGCUGAGGAAGUUAAAGCUUGUUUCAAAGUUGGUUGGUCUGAUGAAUCUAAUCCAGAGCAUGGUUUUCAAUAUGUAUAUUUGACGCCAGAGGAUUAUGCUCGGAUCGGAUCAUCAGUGAUAACACACGAGUUAAAGCUGGAGACUGGAGAAACUAGAUGGGUUAUAGAUACCGUUGUUGGAGAAGAGGAUGGUCUGGGGGUUGAAAACUUGAGUGGCAGUGGGGGCAUUGCUGGUGCCUAUUCUAGGGCAUACAAAGAAACUUUUACCUUAACAUAUGUGACUGGAAGGACUGUUGGAAUAGGUGCUUAUCUUGCCAGACUUGGCAUGAGAUGCAUUCAGAGGCUUGAUCAACCCAUAAUUCUUACAGGUUUUUCUGCAUUAAACAAGCUUCUUGGUCGGGAGGUGUACAGCUCUCACAUGCAGCUAGGUGGACCUAAAAUCAUGGCAACAAAUGGAGUUGUCCAUCUUACUGUUUCUGAUGAUCUUGAAGGCAUUUCUGCUAUUUUGAAGUGGCUUAGCUACAUUCCUUCUUGUGUAGGCGGUACUCUACCCAUUAUGCAACCCAUGGAUCCUCCAGAAAGGCCCGUGGAGUAUUUCCCUGAAAACUCAUGUGAUCCUCGUGCUGCCAUUUCUGGUACUCUAGGCAGUAAGGGAAGAUGGCUAGGGGGUAUAUUUGACAAGGAUAGCUUUGUGGAGACACUAGCUGGAUGGGCAAGGACAGUUGUUACUGGAAGAGCAAAACUUGGAGGAAUCCCUGUAGGAAUUGUUGCUGUUGAAACACAAACAAUGAUGCAAGUAAUACCGGCCGAUCCGGGGCAACUUGAUUCUCAUGAAAGAGUGGUUCCUCAAGCAGGGCAAGUAUGGUUUCCUGAUUCUGCAACCAAGACAGCCCAAGCAAUAUUGGAUUUCAACAGAGAGGAGCUCCCACUAUUCAUUCUUGCUAAUUGGAGAGGGUUUUCUGGGGGCCAAAGGGACCUUUUUGAAGGAAUUCUUCAAGCUGGAUCAACCAUUGUGGAGAACCUGAGAACGUACAAGCAACCCAUAUUUGUAUAUCUCCCAAUGUUGGGUGAACUCCGUGGUGGGGCAUGGGUUGUUGUGGACAGUAAAAUCAAUUCGAAUCACAUUGAAAUGUAUGCUGAUCAAACAGCUAAAGGCAAUGUCUUGGAACCAGAAGGGAUGGUUGAGAUCAAAUUCAGGACAAAGGAAUUGUUGGAGUGCAUGGGCAGGCUUGAUCAACAACUGAUUAAUUUGAAGGCAAAACUUCAGGAUGCAAAGACUAGUAGGGCCCUCGGGAGAAUUGAAUCCUUACAGCAGCAAAUCAACUCCCGCGAGAAGCAACUUUUGCCGGUGUACACACAGAUAGCCACCAAAUUUGCUGAAUUACAUGACACAUCCUUACGAAUGGCUGCCAAGGGUGUAAUAAGAGAAGUCCUGGAUUGGAGCAAGUCCCGUUCUUUCUUCUACCGGAGAUUGCGUAGGAGAAUUGGUGAACAUUCACUGAUCAACAGUGUGAGAGAUGCAGCUGGUGAUCAACUGUCACAUGAAUCUGCAAUGGGCUUGGUAAAAAAUUGGUAUCUGAGUUCUGAUAUCUCCAGAGGUGAAGAUGCUUGGUUGGACGAUGAAAGUUUCUUUAGAUGGAAGAAGGAACCUAGUAAUUACGAGGAUAAACUAAAAGCAUUACGCGCUCAGAAGCUGAUGCUUCAAUUGACUAGUAUUGGAGACUCGGCUUUGGAGCUGCAAGCGUUACCUCAAGGAUUUUCUGCUCUUUUAAGCAAGUUGGAGCCACCAAGGCGGGCGAAGUUGAUUGAAGAACUUCGCAAGGUAAUUAAAUUAGAAGGUUAAAUGCUUCUCGAGCGGCUAAAGAAACUCGAGCAAAAGCUGCCUUGUAAGUGCCGUAACAUGUUUCGUUAACCAGUUGUUCUAAUCCCAUGCCUAAGCUUUUUAUCCACAUGGAACAGCAAUAUUUCCAAUAUCUCGUUGCUAUAUUGAGUGUAAAUCAUAUCUAUAUGUAAUUUCCUGAAGUUAGCUCAAGGGUCGCAGCCAGCGUUGGUGAGCUCAUGUUUAUUCGCAAAGCCGGCUGAUUGAUUCUUUCCAGUUUCCUUGUAUCUGAAUUUGGAGAGCGCGUUGAUUAUUAUUCAUAGGGAAUUUCAAGCCAA